This is a messenger RNA of Rotaria sp. Silwood1, 1914 nucleotides long. Lineage: Eukaryota; Metazoa; Rotifera; Eurotatoria; Philodinida; Philodinidae. The record is from the annotation of a GenBank genome assembly.
AUGCAUCGUGUAUGUUAUAUUACAAAUUGGUCUCGAUAUCGAUCUGGUGAAGCGAAAUUUGAAAUUGAAUUUAUUGAUCCAUUUAUGUGUUCUCAUAUUAUUUAUGCUUAUGCCACUGUCGAUGAUAAAAAACCUGAAAUUAUACCAAUACAAAAAGAUGAUCUUGAACAUUAUCGAGAACUUGCUUUACUUAAACGAACGAAUCCGAACUUGAAAGUAUCUAUUCGAUUGGGUGGAAAAAUGUCUCAAUAUACACGAUAUUUAAAACAGUCAAAAAUGGCUGCACAGCUUGUUCGUAGUCUUAUAUGGUAUAUGGCGACAUAUGGUUUUGAUGGAAUUGAUAUAGCACUUGAAUUUCUUGAUGCAGAUGUUCCAGAAGAUAAAGCAGCAUUAACAACAUUAAUUGAGGAAUUAAUCAAACAAAAACGAUUAAUGUUACGAUCAAUUAUAACAUUGACAGCUGCACCAUUUGUAGAAAAUCUUUUGAAAGUAUAUGAUAUUGAAAAAAUUGGAAAUCUUGUAGAUUAUAUCAAUUUAAUGACUUUUGAUUUUUACGGUCCAUGGGAUGAAAAAACAGGUGUUUUCGCACCAUUAUUUCAUCAACAUUAUCAAGUAGAAGCUGAAUCACUUCGUAAUGUUGAUGGUCUUGUUAAAUUAUGGCUUAGUCUUGGUAUACCACGAGGAAAAAUUAUUAUUGGUAUUCCAGCUUAUGGUCGUUCAUUUACAUUAUCAAGUAGACAGACAAGUCUUCAUGCACCGGCUAAUGGUCCAGGUUAUCCUGGUCGAUAUACAAAAACUAGAGGUUUUCUUUCAUAUUAUGAGGUUUGUGAAAAAGGACAAUCUCAAAAUUGGCAACGAGUAUGGUUAGAUUCUGAAAAAGCAUGGUAUAUGACAAAUGGUGAUCAAUGGAUUACUUAUGAAGAUGUUGAUUCGGCAGCACUUAAAGCACAAUAUGCAAAAGCAGAACGACUUGGCGGUGUAUUUAUAUGGAGUAUUGAUAAUGAUGAAUUUUCUGGUUUCUUUUGUAAUACGGAACCAUUUCCAAUAACUCGACAAGUUUUUUCAACUCUCAAUCUUCCUGUACCAGCAACAAGUGCACCAUCAAUUCCUAUACAACAGCGAAUGCCAGCUGGUAUUGCUCCUGUUACUGGUGCUCCAACAGUUCGUUUUGUUAAUGUACAAGCUCAAAAUCUACCAGCGUCACCAAUAAUACCUAAUAAUUUACAACAAUUAUUAAAUGCUCUUAGUGUUUUAUCAGGUACCACAAGUUAUACACCUAUUGUUGAAUCAACAGCAGCACCACCACCACCACCAGUUGCACAUCAAACAUAUAAUGCUGAAUAUAUAUGUGCUCGUCAUCACACUGGUCGUAAUGGAAUUUAUCGUGAUCGUACAAAUUGUUCAAUAUUUUAUUUUUGCGAAGGUAAUGAUUUAUCUUCAUUACGUUAUCAUAUAUUUUUUUGUCCACCUGGACUUGAAUUUUCAAUGGAUGCAUGUACAUGUGAUUGGCCAACCGGUCGUUCAUGUCAAGCAACAAGUGAAACAUUUUGUGUAUCACAUCCAUUAAUAACAACAACAACCACAAUAAGACCAACAACAACAACAAUUCAAUCAAAUAUUCCACAAUCAGCUAUGUUUGCAUUAAAUGGUUUAGGUCAAUUAUUAGGUAUUUCAGGUGGUUCAACACCAAUAUUUGAUUGUGCUGGUCGACGUUCUGGUCUUUAUCGAGAUAUGUAUGAUUGUACAAAAUUUUAUUUUUGUACAACUAAUAAUCAAGCACCAGAUGGUACAUUACUUCGUUAUGAUUUUGUUUGUCCAACAAACUAUGCAUUUAGUAUGACAACAUGUCGAUGUGAACUUGGACAAAGUCAUACAUGUCAUACAUUAACAAAAACUGAUUGUCUUCUUUUAUAA